Messenger RNA from Callorhinus ursinus (northern fur seal), 2949 nucleotides. It is a transcript of the gene SP100, whose product is annotated as SP100 nuclear antigen. The record is from RefSeq and is a predicted model, not a curated record. Gene Ontology annotation, cellular component: nucleus. Lineage: Eukaryota; Metazoa; Chordata; Mammalia; Carnivora; Otariidae. Gene Ontology annotation, molecular function: DNA-binding transcription factor activity, RNA polymerase II-specific; protein binding; DNA binding. Gene Ontology annotation, biological process: regulation of transcription by RNA polymerase II.
AUUCACAAACUUCCUGCUCUGGGCUCGGCAGCCACCCUGAACCAGGCCACCCCAACGGAGGGUUCGGAGGCCACACUUGAGGCCCAGGCAGGGCCCAGGCGGGGCCCAGGGGGGCCCGGAGUGGGAAGAUGGCCGAUGGAGGCAGCGACCUCAGCACCAGGGCAUCCACAGAAGACCAGAACAUUGAUGACAGACUUAUCUAUGAGACUCUAUUCAAACACUUCAAAAGACACAAGGUGGAGAUUUCAAAUGCAAUAAAAAAGCCAUUUCCUUUCUUUGAGUGCCUCCGGGACCGUGAACUCAUCACCAAUAAAAUGUAUGAUGAUUGUCAAGAUUCUUGUAGAAACCUGGUCCCUGUACAAAAAGUGGUGUAUAAUGUUCUCAAGGAACUGGAGAAGACAUUUGACUUGCCACUUAUGGAAGCAUUGUUCAGCGAGGUCAACGUGCAAGAAUACCCUGAUUUAAAUCAUAUUUAUAAGAGCUUCGAAUAUGCAAUCCAAGAGAAAAUUAAUUACCAAGAAAGUGAUGAAGAAGAGGUGGACAAGAGUCCUAAUAUCCGACUGAGGCUUGGGCAAGGAACUGGUGAAAACUCAUAUCGAAGCCUGACCUGGUCAUGCCCAGGGUCCUCAUCUUACCAUGGUACAACCCCACCUGAAAAUAGACUCUUGGAGAACCUCUGUGAACCAGAACAGAUAAAUGCAAACAGAACAGAUACAACCAGUGACAAAAAUGAUGCACUAGAAAUCCAACAAGCAAAUGAGGAGUGUGCCCAAGAAUCUGAGCCAGCAGAGUCCUGUGAACAAGCACCCAUCCAAGUGAAUAAUGGAGACACAAAAGAAGUCACACCCAGCCCUUUGCCCUGUGAUGGAGAAAGAGCAGAGCUACCCAACCAUGGAAUCCAAGUCAAUUCCUGUUCUGUAUUGCUGGUGGAUAUAAAGAAGGAAAAGCCAUUUUUUAACUCAAGAGUUGAACAGCAAGCCCAAGCAGGGACUAACUGUAACCAGGCAUCUGACAUAAUAGUGAUCAGCAGUGACUCCGAGGAAUCCAAUGAUGAAGACGAGCCCCCAGAAGCCUCCACGUCAGCACUGGAAAGCGGGCCUGUGACCAAUAACCUUGACUUAUUAGAAUCAAGUGAGAAAGGAGAGUCCCAAGAAGCCACCUGCUCAAGACUUCAGAUUACACUAGACUCCAUGGAUUUCAGAAAAUCACCUACAUUCAGAGAAAGAGUUUGGAAAGUAGUGAAAAGAUUUGAUGACUAUUCAGAGUCCAGUGAGGAAGAGGAGCCCCUGAGAGCUUCGAGCUCAGCACUGAGAAGUGAUCCUGAUGAGGAGGAUCCUGCGGAUAUUGGAGACAAACCUAUUUGGGGGAUGAGCAAGAGGAAAAGAUACUCCCUGGAUAAACAAAGGAACUGGAAGAAGAAGUAUGUUCAGACAAGUGGAGAGGGGAUCAGCAGUGGUAACUUUUCAGAAUUAAGUCAUACAGAAGAACCUCAGGAAUCUUCUGGCUCAGUCCUAAGAAGUGGGUCAGGAGCAGAGCCACAAGGACUUGGAAAUGAAAAGUGUUCCUGUGUCAUGUGUUUUUCAGAAGGUAUUUCAAGAGGCCAAGGAGCAAGGACUGAGAGUAGCCAAGCAUCUGACAUGAUGGAUACCAUGGAUAUUGGAAACAAUUCUACUUCGGGAAAACACAAUGAGAAAAUAAGGAAAAAGAGAAGAUCUAUACAUAAAAAAAGCAGUCUCCAAAAAGUGAGAAGGAGAGGCAGACAUAAAAUCCAAACUCUGAGUAACAGAGCCCUAUGGAACAGAGGCAAACCAAAAGGGAGAAAAACGGUCAUCUCCGGGUCUUUGAGAAGAGGCAGAAAAAGAGGUCCAAGAAUUCCCAGAGAUACACGUAUGAAUUUUUGCCUUCCGGAACUUCCCGUGACCUGUGGAGAGGCAAAGGGGAUUUUAUAUAAGGAGAAAAUGAAACAAGGAACCUCAGAGAAGUGUAUAAAGGGUGAGGAUGGAAGAUGGUUUACCUUCAGGGAAUUUGAAGUUGAAGGAAACUACUCACGGUCCAAGAACUGGAAGAUGAGUGUGAGAUGUGGUGGAUUCCCCCUGAAAGACCUGAUUAAGAAUAAAUAUCUACCAGACCCUCCAAGAAGAAGAAUAAGAAAGCAGUCAAGACCAGAGCCUAGCAGCAAUGACUUUUUUGACCCUUACCCGGGAAACUCAAAUAUAUGUGAGGUGUGCCGUGGACCUGGAAAGCUGUUCUGCUGUGAUACUUGUCCAAAGUCCUUUCAUGAGAAAUGCCACAUCCACCCUAUAGAUGCUAACAGGGACCCAUGGAGUUGCAUCUUCUGCAGGAUAAAGGCUCUUCAGCAAAGGUACCCACAAAGCCAACGAUGUCACCAAGUAUCUGAGGUCCUAAAGAGGCGGAUGGUGCCUGAGGAACAGUUGAAAUGUGAAUUUGUCCUCUUGAAGGUCUACUGCUGUUCAAAAAGCCUCUUUUUUGCCUCAAGACCACAUUAUAGUAACGACGCGUCUCAUGGCCUAAAGCGACACAUGUGGUUAAACAAAAUCAAGAAAAAGCUGAAUAGGAAACUGUACCUCCAAGUGGAGGGGUUUGUGCAGGACAUGUGCCUCAUCUUUCAGAACCACAGGGCUUUUUACAAGGACAACCAGAAAUUCAUCAAGCUUGGACUUCAGCUACAGGCCAUAUUUGAGAAUAGUUUCAGAAACACUUUUGCAAUUCAGGAAAACAAGGGAGAAUAGUUCUCAGUUGGAGCACAUUCUUUCAUGAAGUAGCUCUCCCCCUCACCCCAACAGAGCCUUCAGCAGCUAUGUGAUGAGUCUGUGGUCCCCCCAACUGACAAUUCUGCCUGUGGCUGUGCAAACAACUUUUUCAAAUUUUUUUUUGUUGCCAUUUUAGUUCAUUUAUUUUUCUAAAUAAAAUAUAAAAUUAUCUUGUCAA